AAUGUAUAUAUUUACUUAUGUCUCCCAUGCAUGAAAAUUUGUUUAUAAGAUGGGCUCAACAAUGGUGAAACCGUUGGUAAAAAAUGGAAAUUUGUUGGAUGUACUGCCUACUCAGGGUACUCUACAUGUAGUUAUGUUAGGAUUGGAUUCUGCGGGUAAAUCAACAGCACUAUACAGACUUAAAUUUGAUCAGUAUUUGAACACAGUCCCAACUAUUGGAUUUAAUUGCGAGAAGGUACAAGGAACUAUUGGAAAAGCAAAAGGUGUGCAUUUUCUAGUUUGGGAUGUGGGAGGACAAGAAAAAUUAAGACCACUUUGGCGAAGUUAUACUCGUUGCACAGAUGGCAUUUUGUUCGUCAUCGAUUCCGUUGAUGUAGAACGUAUGGAAGAGGCAAAAAUGGAAUUAAUGCGUACAGCAAAAUGUCCGGAUAAUCAGGGUGUUCCGGUACUGAUAUUAGCUAAUAAGCAAGAUUUGCCAAACGCUUGUGGGGCAAAAGAGCUCGAAAGACUUUUAGGACUAAAUGAACUUUCUACUACAGUUCCAAAAAAAACGAUGACGAGUUCCAGCUCUUCAUCCAGCAAUUUAAUCGGAUGCAGCGUCUCAAACCAAAGAAAUAUUCAGACUCCUUUAUCAACAGAAAAAAAUCUUCAAUUUUCAACACCAAUGGUUAAUAUAGCGCCGGUUCUUGCUCAAAAUAUCGAAGGAAACUCAUCGAUAAACGAAGUCUCUUGUACACCUAUUAUCUAUUCCGACUCAACUAGAUUGGAUCCAUAUAUUCAAAAUGACUCAAACAAGAGAUUUUGUAACCAAAAAUAUACCGCUGCUUUUGAUAACUUCCAAUCGAAGGGUUGGUAUAUACAACCAACCUGUGCUAUAACUGGUGAAGGCUUACAAGAAGGUUUGGACGCUUUAUAUGAUAUGAUACUCAAACGUCGAAAAAUAACAAAAUCUUAUAAAAAAAAAAGAUUCGGCAGCCUCUUCCGACAACUUUCCUAUCGAAACGAGGGCAUAGCUGAUAAUUUCAGAACCGUGGACUAGAACUUUGUGAAUGGAUGGUGGAAGGUAAUUUAGGCAAUGGAUAAAAUUUAGAAAGAACUUGUGCGUUGUCAAGUGCAAAGUAUUGAUUUUAUAGCCAGAUGCCCUAAUUAAAACACCUAAUAAAAACAUUUUUAUCCAAUCCUGUAA
This is a messenger RNA of Drosophila bipectinata, 1186 nucleotides long. The record is from RefSeq and is a predicted model, not a curated record. Lineage: Eukaryota; Metazoa; Arthropoda; Insecta; Diptera; Drosophilidae.